Molecule: messenger RNA, 3102 nt
Organism: Helicoverpa zea (corn earworm)
Lineage: Eukaryota; Metazoa; Arthropoda; Insecta; Lepidoptera; Noctuidae
Gene: bora
Product: protein aurora borealis
Exons: 8
Coding region: 72-2174 (700 amino acids)
Biological process (GO): activation of protein kinase activity; regulation of mitotic spindle organization; regulation of mitotic nuclear division
Cellular component (GO): cytoplasm; nucleus
Molecular function (GO): protein kinase binding
Source: RefSeq, a predicted model, not a curated record
AGCAGGAGAUUGGGGUCAUUGUGCCAUGUACGUCACAAAGUAGAAUCAACAAAAAUAACGUUAAUUUCGAAAUGGGGGAUAAAAAUGACUGCCAAAAUAUUGUUUAUAAAUCUACGCCUCCGCCAACAAAUAGAAAAGUACGAAACCCAUUCGAUAAAGCGUUGAUUGAUAAGUUACACAAACCUAUAUGCAGUCCGGGAAUGUGCAAGAUAUAUAAGAAGAAGAGCAAUGGAUCCUUCCGCUGGGACAUAGACCAGGCUUGUACUCUGGUGCCGGCAGACAUCGUAGCGUGUAACAGUCAGUUUGAGCCUACGCCAGACCCUGCAUUAGAGAAGAUUGCCGAAGAGGCUACUGAUCGGUUUUUCUCCCAAGAAAUGGUCAUGCCGAGUCCAUUGAUAGAGUCAUCCAAAAAGGUGAAACCACUAUUGCAGACAUCUGCAGAGUCAAGUAUACAUAUUGACAGUAUUAUAAAAGAAAAAAUUGUGGUCACUAAAGAAGUUUCAGCACAAACAGUUCUCACUCUGCCACCAGAAUUGCCUCCUGAACUAGAGCUUCUGCUUCAGCCAUUUUGUACAUUCACACAGGAACAAAACAUGUCUGGUGAAUACGAGAUCACGGCAAACGGUUCCCUGCGUCGGAAGCUAUUCUUUGAAGAGCAUAGUGACAUGGAACAUUAUGACUCGGAGCAGACUGAUGAUGAAGUACAUGUGGAACAACGACCGCCCUCCAGCUACGAGGCUCACACACCAAUUGUGUUCAGUCCUGAUCUUAGCCGAGACUUCGUAUCAAAAGGCAUGAAGCGUACGUUUGGCACGCCACUGAAGAAAGGCACCUCGGGCAACUGCAGCAGCAAGCCGUGUUACCGCAAUAAAAUACUAGAUGUGGUAGACUUUGGGGAGCCUUGCUUCAGUCCCAUAGAGUUCCGUACACCAAGACGUACUGGUACGGUACAAUGUCAGGGCUCCGCUACUUCUUCAUCUUUAGCCUCCAUCUCACCAGUGUUGAAAGUCAGUUCCAGUGAUGAAGAGAAGAAUAAUUUCACGUCGCCCGAAACCGAAACGAUGGCUACUUGCUUGGAUUGUAUUGAGGCGGAACCGAAAGGCGAGAAGAAGGGUCCUUGCUUCUGUAAACUGACUCCGAAUAAAAUAAAGCGGAGCACAUCGCUGAAGGAAUCGCCUCAUAAGACUAGGAAAAGUUCAUUCUCGUUUUCUGAGAAACGCAGUUUGAGUAUGUCCAGUCUACAUCGUAGUCGCUCUGUUCAGAAGUUGGACUUCAGUAUGGAUAUGAGCGUUGACGGAUCCUUCCAUAACCAUUCACAAGCUGAUUCAGAGUCGAGUUCGCCACAUAAGAAAGAAGCAGUGUGGUCACUGAUAGAAGAAACGAGUAUUCAACAUUUAGUUAAAGUGGAAACAGCCAAGUGUUUGUCAACUGGAGUACAGUCGUCUACCAAAAUACAUAGCAUUAACGUUAAUAUAGACGACACGCCUAUCAAAGGCAAAUCAAAGAGCAAUAUACGAGCUCAUGAAAUUAGUAAAAUUCGCGCACCAAUGCCUCUGAGUCCUCUACACAUGUCUCUAGAUAGUAGUUUAGAUAAUUCAUAUAACCCACUUAGCUUGGAGGAUAAGAAGAUAGACUUUAACAAGGUUGAUCUCAAACUAUUGACUGAAAAUAUAUCUCAAUUCGAUUAUACCACAAACAACAUGACCAAAGUAGGUGGUGAUAGCUCAACUAGUUUUAAGAGAGUAGAUAGUGGAUUUAAUGAGAAUACAUUCUAUGCCAACGCUUCUAGUUACUACGAAAGUGCCAUAAAACCCUCAGAACUGACUGUUACAAAUGUAUCAAAGACUAAUAAUAAGAACGCUUUGAAAGAGAUCUCUAAUAUUCCUUGGAUGCGAGUCGAUAGUGGAUUCAAAGAUGAAUGUUCUUCGGACGGUACGCAGUUUUAUCCUGUACACGAAAAUUCUGUGAAAAAGUUCACGGGCUUCCAUUUUUCCGAAGCAAAGAUAGAUGAGAAAGAGAAUUUGGGUGCUGAGGACUUUGAUAAGUUUUUGGUUCAGUCCACCAACAAAAGUGAGACCAUGUCGAUGUCUGAUAUCUUCACGGACGACAUGACAUUCAACUGCAAUUUCUCUUCGACUCCAUCUAAAAAUAAGACACGUAAAGUUCUUUCAUAAUUAAGUUAUUGUAAGCUUUUUUUAUAAGACGGUAUGAAUUUUAUAUGCAUUUACACAAUUAGGUAAUUAAUUAAUUUGUUUUUGACUUUGCUCCAUUAUUGUGGAUGAUUUAUAGAAUUAUGAUGAAUUGAUUUUGUAUGUGGUGUCUAGAGCUUAAUUUUUGCGCGAUAUAGAUAUUUUUGUGUGUUUUGUAUGUGAGUACUCGAGUCAAGGAAAAUUUCAUAUAGUUUCAAGACUGAAAUGAUAAAAUACGAUAUGAGUAUUUUCCUUGGCUUGAUUGAUUCGUAUGUAACAAUAGUCUCAGGGGAAUUGCGCGUCGUGCCGACAAAUGUCCAUCAAGAGCCUGCACUAUUUGUCUUCUGACCUCUUUAAUUAAUAGGCAACAAUAUCUGUCAAGAUAAUAUUAGCUAGUUUAAAUUUAGCUUUGUAGUAUUUAAUAUGUGUGUGCAAUUAACUCUAUUCUUAUUGAACCUACUCGCAUAUGGCACGGCAAAUAUGAAAAUGGCUUAACAAUUUUUAUUUUUAUUUUCAACACAGAUAUCAUUUUUUUGUGUAAUUUCUAUACCCUAACAACUACCCAAACAUUCCGUUUUGGUGAAGUUUAGUACCCACAUAAAGCCGCUAGUUUAUUGACGUUUUCAGAAGUUUCUAAAAUCUGAGUAUAAAGUAAUAAAAGUAAUUUACUUCUCUUUGGUGUUAAGCCACUGUAGUAUGAAGCGUGCGAAAUGUUUACUCGUUAGUUAAUUUCGUUAAUUAGAGGGCAUUAAUAUUAUCAAGACGACCGCCUCAAAGUCCGAGAUUUGUUUACUCUUAUUUUUAAUUUAAUUUUAUCUUAUUUUUAUUAUAAUUUGCUGUUCGCUCGUAUAAUUAAAUUAAUGUAUAAUUUAAUUAGAAAUAAAUUUUGUUGGUGGACACACCAAAUUCUAAA